Molecule: messenger RNA, 2278 nt
Organism: Cuscuta campestris
Lineage: Eukaryota; Viridiplantae; Streptophyta; Magnoliopsida; Solanales; Convolvulaceae
Source: the annotation of a GenBank genome assembly
CCUUGUGAUUUUCCUCACUAAAGGACAAGCCACCAGCCAUGAAAAUCAAAGACCAAAUCCCUGAUUUCAUUCCAUUAAGAAAACAUAAACAAAUGGAUAUUAUUCUUGUGAUUUGUGAGUGGAUGUUUCAGGGAAGUUUCCCCCCUAUGUGUGUGUAUUUAUUUCGGCCUUAGGCCCUUUUGUGAGACUCACAUUGUAAUUCCAUUUUCCAUUUAGUAAUACACUUGUUGUGUUUGCUAUUUAAAUUCCUAAAUCUAUAUCUUAAGAGUGGUUAUCUUAAGUGUGAGUUUUAGGUUCUAGAUAUUUAAUUAAGUGUGUUAUAUCUUAAUUAAGUUCUAGACUUAACCCCAAGCUCCUUUGACACUUAGUCAAUCUUUCCUCUGUAAUGCUUUUCCUACGUCUAUAUUUACCAAUACUAUAACAACAACCGGGUAAAGUCCCAUGAAUGGGGCCUGGGGAAGACGCAGGGUUGCUACGUUCAAAUCUAGGUGUUCAAUAGCAAACGUAGUUCUUACUGACACAACUGAUACACAAGUUGAGGAGAAUUUUGAAUCUCCUGAUUGUAAAUAUACAGUUCCUGUUGUAAAUAUCAAAUCUGACAUUCUGGAGGGUGAAGCAUUGAAUCUCUUGGCUGAGGGAGCAUAUGUGAACACUCUUUUGACUGCAAUUCAUGUCUUAUCAGAAGAGGAGCAAAAUAUUAUUGCUGCAACUCCUGCUCAUCCAGCUGGGUUAUAUGCUUUAUAUGCCAGUUGCCUGGCUGGAAACUUAGUGGAACAGCUUUGGAUGUUUGCCUCGCCUGCUGCAAUUGCAUUGCUUCAUCCAAGUCUUCUCCCUGUUGCAGCAAUGGGUUUUGCUGCUAAGGUUGCUGUCAUUGUGGGAGGUCCAGUGGUUGGCAAGCUUAUGGAUCAUUUUCCCAGGGUACCUGCAUUUAAUUGUCUGACCAUUGUUCAGGCAGUUGCUCAGCUGUUAUCAGUCUUAGUGAUCACUCAUGCCCACAGCUUCCAUGACACAUCUUCAAACUUUCUUUUCCGGCCUUGGUUUGCUAUACUUGCUUUUGCUGGGGCAGUUGAAAGGCUAUCUGGACUGGCUCUGGGGGUUGCUGUUGAACGUGAUUGGGUUGUUUUGUUAGCAGGUACCAAUCGGCCAGUUGCUCUUGCUCAAGCAAAUGCUAUUCUUAGUCGAAUUGAUCUCUUGUGUGAGGUUGCUGGAGCAGCACUCUUUGGCUUCUUUCUGUCCAGAUAUGAGCCUGUAAAAUGCUUAGGGUUUGCCGCUACUUUAAUGAUAGGAGCAUUGCCUAUUGUGAUCCUUUCAACAUGGCUAACCAACAAACUUUCUCAUGGGGUUCUUGACCGUGCUAAAUCUAUACAAGCUUGCUGCACUUACCCCUCCAAUGAUUCUUUUUUGGAUACUGAAAGUAUAGCGGGGAUGAGUCUAAAAGCCAUCAAGCAUGGGUGGGUUGAAUAUAUCCAGCAGCCUGUUCUUCCAGCAAGCAUAGCUUCUGUGUUACUAUGCUUCAAUGUUGUUCUUGCUCCCGGUUGUUUAAUGACUGCAUUCUUAACACAGCGUGGCCUAAAUCCAUCCAUCAUAGGAAGCUUUAGUGCAUUGAGUGCAUUCAUGGGAAUUGCAGCUACUUUUGGGUCUGCGCAGAUGGUCAAGAGAUUUGGCAUCUUAAAGGCUGGAGCAGCUUCUCUGAUAUUGCAGGCAUCACUUUUAAGCACCGCUGUAGUUGUCUAUAGGACUGGAUCCCUUACUCGGCAGACACAACUUCUCUUCUUCUUGGGUCUGAUAGUAUUAUCACGAUUAGGGCACAUGUCAUAUGAUAUUUUAGGGUCACAGAUCUUACAAACUGGAAUCCCAGCAUCGAAAGCAAACCUCAUUGGAACUACAGAGGUUUCUUUUGCAAGCUUGGCAGAAUCUAUAAUGUUUGGGGUCGCUAUACUUGCAAACGAUGUCUCAAAGUUUGGGUUUUUAGCAAUGCUCUCUGUCCUUUCAGUAGUUAUGGCCGCAUUGCUAUAUUGCAGAUGGUUGGCAAAUGCCACAGACACACAAAGGAGUCUUUUCUCGUUUGACCCACACUUCUUACAGUAAUGUUCAAGUAAGGUAUACCUCACAUGUCAGCCUACCAUCUGAGUGUGCAAUGCUGAAUACCUAAGUGUGCCACAACUAUUUACUAUGAGCCCGUUUUGAUAAUCUCCUCUCUCUCUCUCCCCGUCGGAGAAAGAACUUGAAAUGGCCUUGCCCGCUUCUUUUUGGUUUAUAACAAAAAUGUUAGAAAUUU